This is a messenger RNA of Aegilops tauschii subsp. strangulata, 486 nucleotides long. Lineage: Eukaryota; Viridiplantae; Streptophyta; Magnoliopsida; Poales; Poaceae. The record is from RefSeq and is a predicted model, not a curated record.
AUGGACCCUAAGGCUGACUUGGCAUUUCAAGACCUCAAGAGAUACCUGACCAGCCCACCGGUGAUGGUAGUGCCUCAUCCCCUCGAGCCCCUGGUGCUGUACGUGGCCGCCACACCUCAUUCCGCCAGCGCAGCGCUCGUGGCUGUCCGGGAGGAGCGCCAAGCCAAGGGCCUGCCGCGCAACGCCGCACCUUCGGCUGGGACGGUGCGGCACCAAGACGGCGCCGCUGAAGCCACAACAACGUCAGUAGAUGACCAGGCUCCACAAGCAGAGGACGCUCCUGAAGCUGCGGUGGCCACAACGGGCGACCAAGCUCCUAAGGUCCCCCGGCCUCAGGAGGCGUCCCAACCUCCGGAGGCCUCAGACUCCGCCAGCACUCCCGCACUCGUCGAACACCCGGUGUACUUCGUUAGCACAAUGCUGCGUGAUGUGCGGGCACACUACCCCAUGCCGCAGAAGCUGCUGCUCGCGCUCCUCGUCGCCUGA